AUGGAGCGUGGAGAGGGACAGGACAGCGCGGCGCCGCGCAGCAUCCCUCUGCCCUCAUUGACACCUCCACUCCGCGGCUCCGGACCUGGAAGUCAGCCUCGCAGCCCCACAGGCGGACCCACAUCCCUUCCUUUCCCCUUCCAAGAGACACCCGGCCCCCGGAGGCACUCCUCCAGCGGGUCCCCGCGCCCUGAGGCUGCCGCACCCGGCAGCGCCGAGCAUCCUUGCCGCGGUCCUCUCUGCUCCCCUCUCCUCCGCCGCCCCCUGCGUCACACCUGCUGGCCCUCUUCGCCCUUCUCCCCCAGAAUCGUCAGCCCCCCCCCGCUAGAGCCCGCUCGCGCCUCUUUAACAAAGUCGUGCUUCCCGGUCCCCGCGCGUUCCCACGCGCCAGGUGUGCCCCGCUGCCAUGAGCUCCCCCAUCGGCAAGAGCCGCUCCCUUGCCGCCGUCCUCCAACAGCUGCGCCACCCGGGGCAGCCCCCCAGAGCCGUGACGUCUGCGGCGUGCGCGCCCCCUCGGCCGCGGGAGGUGCCCCUCUGCCCGGUGAUGGAACGCGGCGAGGCGCAGGACGCGGCCGCCCUGCCGGGUCCCACCAACUGGCCGCUGCUGGGCAGCCUGCCGGAGAUUCUCUGGAAAGGGGGGCUCAAGAAACAGCACGACACGCUGGCCGAGUACCACCGGAAAUACGGCAAGAUUUUCCGCAUGAAGUUGGGUUCCUUCGACUCGGUGCACCUGGGCUCGCCGUGCCUGCUGGAAGCGCUGUACCGCACGGAGAGCGCGUACCCCCAACGGCUGGAGAUCAAGCCCUGGAAAGCCUAUCGGGACUACCGCCGGGAGGGCUACGGGCUGCUGAUCUUGGAAGGAGAAGACUGGCAGAGAGUUCGGAGUGCCUUCCAGAAGAAACUAAUGAAACCAGUGGAAAUUAUGAAGCUGGACAACAAAAUCAAUGAGGUCUUGGCUGAUUUUAUGGGUAGAAUAGAUGAGCUCUGUGAUGAGAGAGGCCGCAUUGAAGGCUUAUACAGCGAACUGAACAAAUGGUCAUUUGAAAGCAUCUGCCUUGUGCUCUAUGAGAAGAGAUUUGGACUCCUUCAGAAGAAUGCAGGAGAUGAAGCUUUGAACUUCAUCACGGCCAUCAAAACGGCGGUUGUCUUCGAGACCAGGGGCAUCCAGAAUGAAAAGGCGUUGCGUUCCCCACAGAUGAUGAGCAUGUUUGGGAGGAUGAUGGUGACCCCGGUUGAGCUGCACAAGAGCCUCAAUACCAAGGUCUGGCAGGCCCACACGCGGGCCUGGGACACCAUCUUCCGAUCAGUCAAAUCUUGCAUCGACAGCCGGUUGGAGCACUAUUCUGAGCAGCCCAGCAAGGAUUUCCUUUGUGAUAUUUAUCUCCACAAUCAGCUUUCCAGGAAAGAACUGUAUGCGGCUGUCACAGAGCUCCAACUGGCUGCAGUAGAAACGACGGCAAACAGCUUAAUGUGGAUUCUCUACAAUUUAUCCCGUAAUCCCCAUGUGCAACAAAAGCUUCUUAAAGAAAUUCAGAGUGUAUUGUCUGAGAAUCAGAUGCCACGGGCAGAGGAUUUGAGGAAUAUGCCAUAUUUAAAAGCCUGCCUGAAAGAAUCCAUGAGGCUGACCCCAAGUGUACCAUUUACAACCCGGACUCUUGACAAAGCUACGGUUCUGGGUGAAUAUGCUUUACCCAAAGGAACAGUGUUGAUGCUCAAUACCCAGGUGUUGGGAUCCAAUGAAGAAAAUUUUAAAGAUUCCAGUCAGUUUAGGCCCGAACGGUGGCUUCAGGAGAAGAAAAAGAUUAAUCCUUUUGCACAUCUUCCGUUUGGUGUUGGGAAGAGAAUGUGCAUCGGUCGCCGACUGGCUGAGCUCCAGCUCCACUUGGCUCUGUGCUGGAUCGUCCGCAAAUACGACAUCGUGGCCACGGAUGACAAGCCCGUAGAGAUGCUGCACCUGGGUAUUCUGGUACCCAGCCGGGAGCUCCCCAUAGCUUUCUGCCAGCGGUAAGAGCCUCAGAAUUUUUUUUUUUUUUACCAUGACCAAGAGCGGCGAUUUUUACCCUCUUGCAAGAAUGGUCCUUAUGGCUUCUACGUUACUGGAAAGCAAACUGCAAAAGCUAGAGCCUGCAACAGCGCACAAAGGACAGUUGGAUAUAGAUGCUUAUACUCAUUCUUCGAUACAAUUGUUCCGGAAGCUGCACUAUGUAGACGAUGGCAUUUAAUAAGAUUGUAUCUGGCUCCAGAGAGCAGACUGAGUGUUGGGAGACAAGGCGCUACAGGGUAUGCUGCUGGCUUACCCCGAACCCGUGUCCGCACCGGCUUGGCUUAGAGAAUUGUUCAGGAUCCUGUUUUCUUUUGCAUCUCACCGUGACGUGACAGGGAGGCUGGGCUUUUAUUUGUCAGUUAGUCUGCAGACGUCACGACAUGUUUCUGUCCCCACUCUUCCAAAUUCACACCGCUUGGAUCUUUACUUCUCGAGAGAGAGUUUACGUUUCAUGAUGUUAAGCUAAAUUGUCUGGGGCUUGGGGUUAAUAAUGACAGUCCAUUUAUUGUAACUCUGCUUAACGUGACAUUGGGGAAAACUUGUUUAUCAUGUCAGCAAAACUAAAUGUUAAAGUUACCGGGUCUCCGUGAAACUGCAUUUUUCCUGUUUUGAAAUUGCAGCAUUCUUGGGAAAUUAGAGAAGAACUCUAUUUUAAGAAGUAUUUUGAUGAAGUCAGAACCUCUUAUCUAAGAAUGCCUUACUGACGUACUGUGGCAUCAUUUUGUGAGAGGAUUCUGAAAUUCUUUGUUUAGGUAAUGGAUUUCCUCUAUGGCAUUAAGAAGUGACUCAGCAGUUUUUUAAAGUGUGUGUAUGUGUGUGUACUGUAAUGGAAAUUUGCUUACGUCAUUUUUAAAAAUAUAUAUGGUAUUUGAUUUAGGAUCUGUGGUUUAGAGCAGUGUUUCCCAAAGUCCAGCCACAGUUUAAAAAUAUUCAGUGACUUAUCAUGCCUUAAUUUUCCCCUCUAUAGAAUGGAACAGUAGUAAAAUGUGUAUAUCUUAUAGAUUUACUGUAUCGGCCAUGUUAUGUGAUUUCAACUCCCUGAGAAAAUACAGUUUCAUAAUGGAAAAUGCAUAGAGAUUUAUACAAUACUUACAAAACUUUGUGAAAAAACAUGUGUACGUAUGGUUUAUUUUUAUAUAUAUUUACUACUACGUUUCCUAAAAACAUACUAUAUGUUUCUGUAUAUUUGAUAGGUUUCUCUUUUUAGGUUAUAUUUUUAGGAUAUUUCAGAAGCGUACCUUUAUAUCGUUCCAUUUGAAUGAUUAUGUACAUAUCACUAAAAUAGAUGUAUGCUUUCUCCCUACUGUGAAAUUAUUUUGUAGAAUUCUAAAUCCACAUGUCAUCAGAUCUCAUCUGUAGAUCUUCACUGAACUCCCUGAAAAUCAGAAUAAAAGUUUCCAAAUAUUCCAAAAAUGUU
Molecule: messenger RNA, 3461 nt
Organism: Felis catus (domestic cat)
Lineage: Eukaryota; Metazoa; Chordata; Mammalia; Carnivora; Felidae
Gene: CYP24A1
Product: cytochrome P450 family 24 subfamily A member 1
Exons: 12
Coding region: 407-2008 (533 amino acids)
Biological process (GO): cellular response to peptide hormone stimulus; C21-steroid hormone biosynthetic process; cholesterol metabolic process
Cellular component (GO): mitochondrial inner membrane
Molecular function (GO): oxidoreductase activity, acting on paired donors, with incorporation or reduction of molecular oxygen; heme binding; iron ion binding
Source: RefSeq, a predicted model, not a curated record